Vanessa tameamea is the source of this 6021-nucleotide messenger RNA. RefSeq lists its product as uncharacterized. The transcript has 21 exons. The coding region runs from base 153 to 5507 and encodes 1784 amino acids. Lineage: Eukaryota; Metazoa; Arthropoda; Insecta; Lepidoptera; Nymphalidae. The record is from RefSeq and is a predicted model, not a curated record.
CGUUAGUUUUGAAUUGACAGUUCGCGGCGUCUCAACAGCUGUUCGACCAUUAUCUCAACCUCAAAGCACGGUUUUGAAAAGUUAAUGUAUUACACGUGUUUGCGUAACUUAUUGGGAAUUAGAAACAUAAUUUUUUAACAUUUAUUUCAACGAUGGAGGCAGAUGGAGGUGUCAAAGCUCCUGUAACUCGUUUACGGAGAAGAAUGUCCGUAGAACAGUCUGAAGAGAGCAAGUCGCCUGCACUUAACACUCCAACCAAGAAGAGAGGAGGAAGAAGAGCUGCUAAACCUGACUUAGACCUCAUUGAUGAAAAUAACCCAGACAACACUACAAAAACGACCACUAAAAAAGCACCAGUAAAAGAAAUUAUUGACUCUAUUGAUGAAAAACCUGUCACACCAUCAAGACGUAGCACAAGAAUAAAAUCAAACACAAGUAUUGUAUCAGACAUUGCUUUAGCAGUUGAUUCUCCUAGAGCCAAAAGGGCCAUAAGAAGAACUUCACAAAUUGGAAGUGAUACUGAAGCACCACCCACACCAGUUCGACAAACUCGUAGAACUAGAAAAGACUCUACUUCCAGCAUAGAAAAAGUUGAAAUUCAACCCAGUACUAAACCAACAAUACAAAUUAAUGAAAUUAUUCCUGAAGAACCAGAAAACAAUGCUAGGGAAUCUACAAAUAGUACUGAUACAAAUGAAAAAAAUACCUCUACAGGCAAUGUGCGUAAAAGUCCACGCCUUAAAGAAAAAAUGAAGCAAAACACCUCUGUUAUUGAAAAAGAGAGUAGUCAAGUUGGCCAUGAUGAACCAACUAUUGAAACCAAAAAUACUUCAUUAAAUAAAUCUUUGGAAACUUCAAUUCCUAAGGAAUCUGAGAGUAAAGAUGAAGAGACUGCUAAUAACAAGAUUUCUCAAAAAAAUAGGCAUUCCUUACUUACUUCUAAUUUACUAAAAAAUUUAAACACAGAAGCCAAGACUAACAAUGUACACCUUAAUAAAAGCACAUCAGCUUUGGAAACCAAACGCAAUGGUAAUAAAAAAAGAAACAGAACUAAGUCAUGGACUAUUGCAACUGUUGAAAAUGAAAAUAACUUUUACAGUGAUAAUGAAGGGUUAAGAAAAAAACAAAAUGAUGGAACUAAAAUUCCCAUAGUCCAAUUAAAUAAAUUUAAUUCAGGUGAUGGCUUAAAUACAAGCAUGGAUAAAGGCAAAGUUAACAAAUCUAAGAUUAAGGAAAAUGGUAACAGCUUUAUGGAAGGAGAUAUUGAUACAUCCAUGACAGAUGUGAUUAAUAAAAGUAUGAAUAAAAAAAACUAUGAAAAUAAACCAUUAUUAAAUCAAAGCAGCAAUGAAAAAAAAAAUCUGAAUAUAACAAACCAACUUUUUGAAACAGAACCAAGUUGUGACAUACAAACGAUUGUAUAUAUUGAUGAAGAUUCAGAUACUAAUUCUGUUAAAGUUGGUAUUCAAAAUAGACAUGAACAUGAAGAUCAAUGUGUUCCUGUAAUUCAACAUUCCGAUCAAUUAGAAAAAGAUAUUUCUCAAUUCUCUGUGAUGUCUCAAAAAAAUGAUUUAAUUAAAGCAAAUGUAUCCAAUGAUGCUAAUCUAAUGAAUGAUAGCUGCGAACCCAUGGAUGUUGAUGAAACAAUACCUGAAAGUUCAUUGAUACCUGAAAUAAAACCUAACAAAAUAUAUUCAAAUUCUCCUUCUGUGCUGUUAGAUAAAAGUGAAUCAAAAGAAAAACAACUUAACAAAUCUAAAAGAAAAUCAUCCAUAUUACUAAAUCUUAAUAAAAGUGAAAAUGAAAAUAAAAGUACUUUAAUAUUGUCACAACUCAAAGACAGUUCUUCAGGUGAUAUUAAUAAUGUUACAAAAUCUCCUCAAAUAAAACAAAGUUUGUUAUCAAAAACAACAGAUGAUUUAAAUGCGACCCAGGAAAAUGACAUUAAUAAGAGAAAUCUUUCACUUAAUUAUGUAACAACAAGCACACCUUUACAACAGAAAAAUUUGCAAAAACUUGGUAAUAUUAACACCUCCAUCAUUGCAAAUAAUGAUACAAAUAAUAUUAAAAGUAAAAUAAAUUUAUCUAAAAAUGACAAGACAUCUGAUAAUGUGGACAAUGAUAUUUCAUCUGAAGAAGAAACUAGCCAAAAUAAUAUUAAUGAAAUUUCUAAAAAUAAAUCAAAUUUAAAUAAUUCUUUGAACAAAACAGGGAAUAAUAAAGAGAAAUUAAUGAGUAAAAAUGAAAAAGAAAAAAUGACCAGCCCUGAUUCAAUUGAUUUGACAGAAGAGAAUAAAUCAAUCAACAAUAAAAGUAAUAAAAUGGAAAGCAAAAGUUCCAACUCUUCUAAAAAAUCAGUUAAUAAAUCUUUUCCAUCAACUGACUCUGAUGAUGAAAUGGCAUCAAAUGAUGAAUCACAAGAAUCUGUUAAUCUUAUAGAUGACGAAGCCGAAGAUGCCAGUGACUCCUAUGAAUCAGGUGACAGCCAAGACGAAAAUGAGCGCCAAUAUUUAAAAGAGAAUGAGAUAUUAGAAAAAGGAGAAACACUAACAUCCGAUGAUGACUUAUCUGACGAUUCUGACUAUGAAAAAGACUCAUUUGUAGUUAGUUCGGCUGAAGAAGAUAAUGAAUUAUUAGAUGGUACGGAAGAUGACCUAUCUAUGAGUGACAAUGAACUGAAAAUGACAAAAGAGUCAAAGAAAAAAUAUGAUGAACGCAAAAAGAAGGAACAGAAAAAGGCCUCCAGGGAAAUGUAUGAGUCUCGGCACAAAUUAAAUAUUUCAAAUAAAAGCUCUAGUUCUGAAGUAGGAAACUCCAAAAGACAUAAAAAACAACAACUAAGUUCUUCAGAAUCUGAAGAUGAAACAGAAGUAAAAUCAAAGAAAAAAAAUCACCGAAUGAGAUUGGAUUCCAGUCAUGAAGUGAGUUUGUGGGAAAAUGAAAAUGGGAAUAAAAUUUCAGAUAAAAAAAGAAAACGCCUAUCUGAAAGUUAUUGUGACGAUAAUGCUAUAAAUGAAAAGGAAAUAACUGUAUGCAAUGAGAGCUUAAAAGAAAUUGAUCCAUUAACUACUCACAUAAAAGAGGAACAAAAAACGCCAAAAAGAGCUGAUUCUUCUAUAGCAUUUAUUAAUACUGAAAAUGAUCUGAAUAUGGAAAGUGAAUUGACAAAAACUCAAACAGAAUUUCUAGAUCCAUUAGAAGAUUCUAUGGCUGAUGAAGAUUCUCUUAGUAGUGACAAUGAGAAUAUAAUACAAAAUUAUGAUUCAAUUCUUGAAGGCUUAAAUAAAACCAAUAAAACAAAAUCAAAGAAAUGUGAUAUUUCACUAAAUGUUGAUAAGAAAAAAGAUAAGAAAAAAAAUACUGCUAUAAUUGAUGAACUAAACUUAACUCAAAUUAAAUCUGCUAAAAAAGUAAGAAAUAAUAAGCAGAAGCAGAAAGAAAAUAAUACUUUGACAGAAAAUAAAAUUAUUAAACCAGAUAUAGACCGUGACUCAUCCCCUGAUUCAAUUGAUUUACAUUUGUUAUUUUCUGAAGAUAGCAAUAGCAGUGAGAACAUAGAGAAUAAAAAAAAUACUUCAAACACAGAAGAGUUUAUUCCCUUGAAGCGAAUUGAAGGUAAAACUGACAUAAGGGAAAAUACAGAUAUGAGCAACCAAGCUGAUAAAUUAAGUAAUCUUGAUAUUAGUUACAAUAAAAAAAAUAAGAAACAUAAAUCAGAAAGUGCUACUACUUCUGAUAACACAAAUGAAAACAAUGAAAGCUUCUUUAUUGAUACAGAGGGCGUCAUUGCACAAUGCAACAAUUCUUUAAAUAAAUCCAGCUCAAAGAAGAAUAAGAAGAAAUUAUCUCUUGUAAAUAAUGAUAAUCUGGAUGAAGACAAUGAUGAAAUAAAAGACAAAAAAGAUGUAAGCAUGGCUGUAAACGAAUCAGGAGCUAAUGAAAAUUCUGACUCUGAUGCUCCUAUGGAUGUGCCUUUUAAAAAAGAAAAUCGAUACUCUAAAAUACAAGAAAACCUUCAUGAAAAUGGAAAGGAUGAGACAGAUGGUGCUAGUAAUAAAUCAGUUACGAAAACUCCAAACAGUGAAAAAAAAAAGAAAAAGAAGUUGACUGAAUCACUAAACCUAGAACCAACAGUAAAUGAAACUGACUUGAAUGGUUCAUUGAGCAAGAAUAAAAAGAAAAAGGCUACUGAUGUGAUAAAUGAAGAAUCAACUCAAAAAGAUGUGCCUGAACAAGUUCUUGACGAAUCUAUAACUAAAACUCCUGGCAGUAAGAAGAAAAAACGUAUGUCACAGUCCGAAAUUCAUGAACAAGUUCCAAAUGCGGAAGAUGCUCCUACUGAUAAGUCCUUCAGUACACCAUCAAACAUUUUAAAGAAAAAGAAGCAGCUCUUAUACUCUCCUGAAAGUGUUCAAAUAGAGUCGAAAGAGGAAUUGUCAUUGGAUGUAUCUAAAAUCAAAACACCAGGAAGCCAGAAGAAGAAAAAAUUGUCAUUAAAAUCUCAGGAUUGUGAACAAUCAGGAGAUUUACAUGAGACAAAACUCAAUAUUUCAAAAAUAAAAACACCAGGCAGCCAAAAGAAGAAGAAUGUGACAGUAUCAGAAAAUGAAAAAGAAGAUUUUAAUAUUAUGACUCCGGGCAGUGCAGAGUCUAAAAAAACAAACUCUCUCUCUUCAACUGUAGAAAGCAACUUAUUGAUGACAGCAGAAGAACUUAAUGAAAGUAAGAAUACAAAGAAACGUAAACGGAAAUCAUCUCAAACUACACCUGAAGACACUGUUCUUGAAGAUAAACUUAAUACUCCAAAGAAAUUAAAUGAAUCCUUAGUUGGUAGUCAAAAGAAAAAGAGGAAGAUUUCGCAAAAUGAAGAAACUGUUACAAAUGCGGAACCAAUACUUAACGAAAACCUAGGACAAUCAAAUGUUGGUAAAAAGAAAAAAUUGAAAAAUGAAACUCACCCAAAUGUUCCAAAUACUACUACAGAAGUUAAAAGAAAUAAACGUAAAUUAAGAGAUGAUGACGAAGGAAAUCAGAUUGCCAAGGUUGCCAAAGAAAACUCAUUUGAUACAGUACAUGUUCCACGCUUGCCUACUAGCAUCUUAAAGCAAUUGGAUGAUAAACCUAAACAAUUAUCGACUGGUAAAAAGCUUAAAUUAGUUUCAACAACUCAAUUCUCAGUAGCCGAGGCAAGAAGACGGAGAAACAAGCCUUCUAAUUAUUUAGAAGAGAGUGUUUACAUUAAUGACGACGAAUAUGAAAACAAAAAACAAAAGAAAGUCCUUCCAAAACCAAAAGUUUUACCUUUUGUACCUACUGUUUUGACAUCAGCAAGUGGUUAUACAACAAACUUUAAAGUCAAUGUAAUACCUACUGAAAUGAAAUUUGUUGCCCAAUCAAAUACAAUCAGUAACUUUAAAGAAGACUUUUUGUUCAAUAAAAAUAUUAGAAGGCAUGGUACAUAUGAAUUAUAUAAAAGAAAAAGAAACAUUAAAAUAUCCAAAUUCUAAUAAAAAUGUAAAUUUAGGGGAACACAAACCUUAUUCCGCUUGACUUAAAAAGCUUAACAAAUACACUCAGUGCCUAAAAUAUAAGAUAGACUGCUUAAUAGUAAAUCGUUUAGAAAAGGUGAUACUUUCAAUAAUAAUGCAUUCUAUUUUAUUGUUACUCUUACUUUUAGUUUUAUAUCUUUUCUUCGACUAUGUCGUCUGUAAUAAACUUAUAAAUUUCCUGCUUCUGUUGUUAAUGUGUGAAUGUUAUGGUCUUUUAGAUUAUAAAAAUUAGGUAUUACAUUAUUUGAAUGUUUUUGUAGCAUUAGUUUUUUUUACUUGUUACUAUUAUGUUUACUGACAUUUCUUUGUUUCACAUUGUAUUAAGACUAUUAAUUUUAGAUAUUAAUGAUCAUUUAUAAUUCCCGCCAUAACUUGUUUCGUUGUAUUUCAUGUUAUUCUAGAUAGCGCUGGACCCUGUAUUAAAAUUGGUAUCGCCCAUGUGCCGUGUUUUCGAUUAAAUAUUAAUUUUAAA